This is a messenger RNA of Lottia gigantea (owl limpet), 2454 nucleotides long. RefSeq lists its product as hypothetical. The transcript has 10 exons. Gene Ontology annotation, biological process: transmembrane transport; calcium ion transport; cell communication. NCBI's taxonomy places the organism in Eukaryota, Metazoa, Mollusca, Gastropoda, Lottiidae. Gene Ontology annotation, cellular component: membrane. Gene Ontology annotation, molecular function: calcium:sodium antiporter activity. The annotation marks the transcript as partial. The record is from RefSeq and is a predicted model, not a curated record.
GUCCGAGCGACCCUGUAUAUGAUGGGUUUGAUUUGGAGCUUCUUUGCUGUGGCCAUUGUGGCCGAUGCGUUUAUGCGUGGAGUAGUAAGGAUUACAAGUAAAACAAGAGUUAUUCAAGUAGCCGAUCCCAACACAAAAACAACGACGGAUGUAGAAGUUAAAGUAUGGAACGAUACUGUGGCAAAUCUUACUUUGUUAGCUUUUGGAACAAGUGCUCCGGAAAUCCUCUUAUCUGUGAUAGAAAUUGUUGGUGGUAAUUUCAAGGCUGGGCCACUGGGUCCCGGUACUAUAGUCGGAUCAGCGGCUUUCAAUCUUCUCAUCAUUACCCCGAUAUGUAUUAUGUCCAUUCCUACCGGAGAGACUAGACGUAUUGAAAAUUUUAAGGUAUUUGCAUUAACCACGUGUUCCAGUAUCUUUGCUUAUUUAUGGCUAGUAAUAGUCUUGGUUGCGUUCAGUCCUGGCAUUGUUGAAGUAUGGGAAGCCGUCAUUACUUUCCUAAUGUUCCCCGGACUUAUCAUGUCUGCUUAUGCUGUGGAUAGGAAUUGCUGUAUGGAGAGUGAAUCAAGUAAAUCUGAGCUGGGUGAUCUAUUCCUAGAUCAGUUUGGUGAUCUAUUCCCGGUUUCCGACACCAGUUUGGGUUUGGAAAGGAAUAAUUACAAACACAGAUAUUAUUUAUCUUUUGACAUAUCCCUGUAUAGUAAUCAUUCUCGUGUGAUGUUUAUUUACCAUUCUUCCCUACAGGAACUAGAACGAGAUCCAUCCCUAUCGGUAGAUCAGGCAGCCAAAGUUGCAACUGCAAAGCUGGCAGCCAAUCAACACCAUAGUUCAUUAUGGUACCGAGUCAACGCUACUAGAGUGAUAACUGGUGGAAGUAAACUGAUGUAUGAAAACCUUCAACCAGAUGCUCCUGCUCGACUUGCACCCUCGGAAUUAGAAGCACUGAGUGAGGGUGGUAAAAAGUCUGUGGUAGAGUUCACAGCUUCAUCUUGUUCCGUUUUAGAAAAUGAGGGCAGUGUGAGAAUUGGUAUCAGGCGAUUCGGCAAUACUUCACUUAAUAUAACCGUCAGUGUUGAAACGAUUGAUGGUUCUGCUGAAAGCAAUAGUGAUUAUGUACCAUUUAGUGGAACGGUAACAUUCAAAUCUAAGGAGGUACUGAAAGAAAUAUUUAUCAAGAUUAUUGACGAUGAUGUUUGGGAACCAGAUGAGUUUUUCUUCGUCAAAUUGUUUUUAACUGAAGAUCAGAAAAAUGUUGCCUUGGGAAAAACUUCCAUUAAUCAAGUCACUAUCGUAAAUGAUGACGGUGAACCAUAUUAUGCUAUAUGGAUAUUCAUAUCAAAACCAAGUUACAUCGUAAAAGAAAGCAGUGAUUUUGCUAUGUUAAAUGUCAACAGAAUUAACGGGGCUGAUGGCGAAGCGUCUGUCGUAUGGACAACUAAAGAUCUGACUGCUAAAAGUGGUGUAGAAUAUUUUGGCGGAGAAGGAAACUUGACCUUCAAGCAUGGAGAAGCCAGCAAAGUUUUAUCUAUACAGAUAAAUAGAAUAAUGGUAUUUUUCUUUCAGAUCAGUACAUCUAAAUAUUAUAUUAUCAUCUUUACUUCCAGUCAUUACAAGAACCAAAUUUCCAAGUGGAAUUAUCUUCACCAUCAGGGGGCGCUGAGAUUGGAAACUAGGCUGAAAAGUCUUUCUAUAAUAAAUACAGGGCUUGAUAUUAAUUUCAAUUUAUUUUCAGAAUUUAAUCAUAUGGUAUCAAGAAUCGCUAACAAAACCGAAAAGAAUUUAGAAGGUUUGAAAUUAGAUACCGGUUCAUGGGCCGAACAAUUCCACGAUGCUUUCAAUGUCAAUGGAGGUGAUGCCGAGAAUUCAUCAGCUUUGGAUUAUAUAAUGCAUUUCAUCACAUUUUUUUGGAAGGUUUUGUUUGCCUUCAUUCCACCACCAACAAUGGGGGGAGGAUGGUUCACGCUCAUCAUCGCGUUGGUCUUCAUUGCAUUUUUUACCGCCAUUAUAAGUGACCUUGCUUCUAUCUUCGGCUGUUUGAUCGAGUUAUCACCAACUAUAACAGCUCUGACAUUCGUAGCACUGGGAACUAGUAUGCCAGACACAUUUGCCAGUAAACUUGCAGCACAGAAUGAAAAAACUGCCGACAGUUCGAUUGGAAAUAUCAAUGGAAGUAACUCAGUCAACGUGUUCCUUGGAUUAGGUAUGCCAUGGGUGAUUGCUUCUAUAUACUGGGAAGCACAGGGACUGAAAUUCGAGGUACCAUCAGGCUCGUUAGUUUUUAGUGUCAUUCUGUACACAGCAUGUUCCUUCCUUGCCUUGUUUGUCUUAAUGUUACGGCGAAAUUUAUCAAUGUUCGGACGCGCUGAAUUAGGUGGGCCGAGUGGACCAAAGAUUUUUACUGCCGUGAUUAUAAUGCUUUCGUGGGUAUUCUAUGUUGUUUUAUCAUCUUUACAAGCU